This is a messenger RNA of Lolium rigidum, 613 nucleotides long. RefSeq lists its product as uncharacterized. Bases 1 to 414 code for a protein of 137 amino acids. The transcript has 3 exons. The record is from RefSeq and is a predicted model, not a curated record. NCBI's taxonomy places the organism in Eukaryota, Viridiplantae, Streptophyta, Magnoliopsida, Poales, Poaceae.
AUGGAGGAGGAGGCGAGGCGACGCGCGGCCGUGGCGUGCAGCUCCCCAACGCAUGUGCGCAGGAGGAGCCGUCCGGGGAGGGGGACGAGGCGCCGAGCGGCCGUGGCGUCCAGCGCCCCGACGGAUGGGCACCAUUGGUGGGCGGCUCCCUGCGGCGGCUGUGGCGGCCAGCUCGUCGGCUCCCUCGAUGGAUGCGCGCCAACGGGUGGGCGGCAGUGGUGCUUGGUUCGCUGCGUCGGCGAGGUGGGGGAAACUGGAAAGGGAGGAGCGCCGUGGCAGAAGGGUUCAUAUGAUGCUGAAAAGAAAACAGUGACACUCCAAAGAGAACUUGUUGGCAAUGUUUCAAGGAUUUGGAUGAGGAUGGAUCCUGACAGAUUUGCUAAAGAGGGCAUUGGUGUUUCUUGUGGAGGGUAAUAGUUCGGCUCCGCUGGAUUCUUCAUCUGGGAAGAUUGGCAGAUGAAGAGGAUCCUUCGUGCAUAGUUGCGGCAACUAUUGUUUCUGGAUGAGAGGGAAAUCAUCUUUAAAUACUGUCGUCAGUUACCCUAGAAUUGUUCACAUAGUUUUUGAAACAAGGAGGGAAAUUCAGUUUUGCAAGUGAUACUUGUACAAACCA